Messenger RNA from Vanessa atalanta (red admiral), 2657 nucleotides. RefSeq lists its product as uncharacterized. The transcript is spliced from 2 exons. The record is from RefSeq and is a predicted model, not a curated record. NCBI's taxonomy places the organism in Eukaryota, Metazoa, Arthropoda, Insecta, Lepidoptera, Nymphalidae. Bases 104 to 2551 code for a protein of 815 amino acids.
AUGAAGAUGUGAUCAAAAAUUUAUUUAAAAACAGUAAACUGAAAUGAAAAACGUAAGUCGACAUGCCAAUCUCCGUUAAGAGGAAUUUUAUAUAACUUCGAAAAUGCGUGAAAUAAGCUUAGACGAGUUUUUGAUAAAUUGCAAUCCCAACCAUCUUGAAAGGCAUUCGGACAGCUCAGAUUUCGAGAGUCCACGUAAAAUUCCCAUCGUAGCUUCAAAAAGUGGCAACCACAGGCUUUUAAAUGGAAGAACUAGUCAUACUAAACAUAAUAUACAAUUAUUUCAUGACCACGCCAAUAUGACCUCCUUAGUAUAUAAUGCUGUGAAUAGAAACAAAAAGAAAACAGCUGAGAUCAGAAAACAAAAUAAAAAUUCAUCAUCAAUUAAUAAUAGAAAGGAAAAUGAAGAAACGAAAUCAGAUUACUUAUAUAAAAAAUUAACCCUGAAUAACAUUAACAAGAAUCAUGGAGACCAAAGUAGUGCAUAUUGUACAGAAAACGUUUAUUCAAAACAUAUUGUAACAAAUAAAGCUAUGCCAUGUUUAUCAACCAUCCUAAGACGUCGUAACUGUUGUACGAAGCACAUGUCAAUCGUUAAAGAAGAUCAAGCUGCAAGGAAUAUUACAAAAUGUUCUGAACGAGCUUCUUUUUCAAACUGUGAACGGCGACGUGUAAAACGGAGUCAUAAGCAUCGUAGAGGUUAUUCUGUUCAACCUGUUUAUAAUGUAGAGGAAAAUAUACAGAGAUUUCCAUUUACAUCAAACAACGCGCCAACAGCAGCCUUUCACGAAGACUCUAAAAACAAUGGCACUGACAUAAGUAAUGAUUUAAAUUUAUCAUCGACAUCUGAGCUCGAAAGUAUUAAUCCUAACAAGAACAAAAAGUUUCUGAAAAAGAAGAACAAUGUACGGGAAAACAUUCCGGGAUUUCUAUUAAUAACAAAUAAAGAUAAGACACUAUUAACUGAAUUUAGCGAAAUGUCAAAAAACAAUGGCACAGAUGUAAGUAAUGAUUUAAUCAUUUCAUCGAAAUCUGAUCUCGAAAAUAUAAAUCCACACAAGUUCAAAAAUUUUCUGAAAAAGAAGAAGAGGAAUGUAGUUAACAAUAUUCAAGGAUUUCCAUUUGUAGCAAAUAACGAUAAAGCAUUAUCUGAGUUUAACGAAAUAUUUAAAAAUAAUGGCACUGAUGUUAGUAAUGAUGUAAAUAUAUCAUCGAAAUCUGAAUUUGAAAACAUUAAGCCCUGUACAAUACAGCAAUACAAAAUGUUUCUGAAAAAGAUGAAAAAAAGCUUUGAAAAGGACAAAAUCAUUGAUAAUUUAAAAUAUGACCCUUUAAAGAAUCACGAACAACAAUAUCCUUCAAAAUUUCAAAUGAAACCCCUUCAAAUCUUCUCAACAUCAUCCUGUCAGGCGAAGUGUUCAGCGUGUGAAUCUGAAAGCUUUUUAAAAAUGCCUUCAAGCUCUUCGACAUUUUGGGACUUUUUUGCUCGUAAAAUGAAAAGCAAGAUUCAAAAACCAGGAAUAUCAAAAAGUUGUGAUUGCAUACAACCUCCUAAUAAGCCAAGCCACGAAUGUAAUCCUGAAAACUGUCAAAAUUAUGAUCUUCAAGGAAACACAGACUCUAAUACAGAUGAACGAAUUCUAAAUAAUCGUUGUCAUCCAAAUGAUCAAUAUUCGAGUCAAACUAGUAAUUCUUCAAAAAAGAAAAAUAAGGAACCAAAAGUUAUUUGCAAAUGUUAUCAAAAAAAAAAAAAAAGUAAUCGAUCAAAAAAUGAAACAAAACCCUGUCAAGAAGACCAUGACGCCAUAACCAAAGCUAUCUCCGAAAAAUAUAAUGGCGAAAUAUUAUGUAUUCACAAUCCACCUUGUAUUUUAAUCAACGGUUGUCUGAAUUUACCGCCUCCCAAAAGUAACGUUCAAGGCAACUUAUGGCCAGUAACGCAAAGCAAAAAGUCGAGCUUCGUCCAAAUGUGUCGAAAAAUUAAACGAUCCAGACACAAAAGUUACGAACAGGCGAGUCAGUAUCAUCCACCCUAUACUGACGUACAAGAGUAUUUACCAGAAUAUAAGACUGAAAAAAUAAUACAAAGUAUCUGCAAUCACGAACCGCCAUGCGAGGUUGUCCAUGGUUGCUACAAAGUACAAUACGAUCCCAAGUUACAGAGCUCGUGCGUACAUGUUCCUAUGUGUCAAUAUUUGCCGGUCUGUUUAUUAUCUGAUAAGAGUAAGGAGGUACCGACUGGAUCGUGUAUUCACUAUCCAAAAUGCACAAAGCUGCCAAUGUGCUCAAGAAAAUAUAUAACUCUAACGGCAAAAGAACAUGUCGGUACACAGGUUAAGCCGAAGGAGAAGAGGUCGUGUCGACACCAACCUCAAUGUUUCAUGAUACCUAAAUGUCUAACGCAGGCUAUAAGUGGUAAUUACAUUCUUUAUGGAGCCGUACCAGACUGUGUUCAUCAGCCAUGCUGUGAAAUGAUACCAGCAUGUUGCAGGAAGUCAGCCAAAGAAAUGGAUACCGCUAAAGAUUCGUUCGUCGGCUCCAUCGUAUUUUGAAUAGUGUUCAUUGACCGUGGGCGUUUUCAAGUACCAAAGUGUGAAUUUGGACAAUUUGCAAGUUGCACCUAAUGGCCGACUAGACAAUAAAACCUCAGACCAACAA